CACGAGAACGUUGGAUCUGGGGUUCGCGCUGCGACGACUUUCCGCACAGCCAAUGCAGUUGCGAUGUGGCAGUUUCUGUUCGCGAAUAAAAGCUCUGCUUGUGCAAAAUGGCGCGUUUUUUCGCAAAUGCAAAAUCAACCAGUAACAAAAUGGCCACCAUUCGUUAAAGUUGUCCAUGUGUUUGUACCGGGGGGUCUAUGGAGGUAUUUUCAGUUUUGGUUUGUGAAAUUACUUGAAUGCUUGGUGGAAUCGGAAAAACGAUUUGUAGGUUUUGCUUUCAUCAUCAACCAAGCUAGGCUCCAAAGAGAUGACGAGUGUCCACUCCCUCGCUUGCAUUCUGACACUACCGCGUCUCCUGCCUCUAAUGUCGCUGAUAAUUCUGCUCCAACACUAAUCCCAAACUGCCGCAAGAGCUUGAACAUGUCCUUGCAAUUUCUUAUUCGCUUUAGAUAGCUCCUUAUUCUUUUUAAUAAAUUGGGGUUCCACAAACGUGUACGUCGCAGGUCCUCAUUAGCCACAUUCAUCUUCCAGGUUGACGUUGAAAUUGCUGUCCUCGACUCGCUGGCCGGUCCGGCUCCCCACUAGAUGCCAGUUCACCAUUUAUCGUAC
Hermetia illucens (black soldier fly) is the source of this 609-nucleotide messenger RNA. RefSeq lists its product as uncharacterized. The record is from RefSeq and is a predicted model, not a curated record. Lineage: Eukaryota; Metazoa; Arthropoda; Insecta; Diptera; Stratiomyidae. The transcript has 2 exons. Bases 64 to 453 code for a protein of 129 amino acids.